AUGUCCACGCUACAGCACUUUGGCAAGGGUGCCCUGCGCGUCGCCAAAAACUACACAAAAGGCUACUCGGACACGCAAGCAAAGGUCCGCGAUGCGACGUCCAACGACCCCUGGGGCCCAUCGGGCACGCAGAUGAACGAGAUUGCGCAGCUCACGUAUAACCAGAACGACUUUGUGGAGAUCAUGGAGAUGCUGGACAAGCGGCUGAACGACAAGGGCAAGAACUGGCGGCACGUCUUCAAGUCGCUCACGCUGCUCGACUACCUGCUGCACGCGGGCUCGGAGAACGUCGUCAUCUACUUCCGCGACAACCUGUACAUCAUCAAGACGCUCAAGGAGUUCCAGUACGUCGACGAGUACGGCAAGGACCUCGGCGCGAACGUGCGCCAGAAGGCGAAGGACAUCACGAACCUCCUGCAGGACGAGGGCCGGCUCAGGGAGGAGCGCCGCUCGCGCGCGCACAUGCGCGACCGCAUGGUCGGCCGCGCGGGCGAGGAGGAGGACGAGAAUACGCGCAGGCGGAGCCGGAGCGUGCCCCCGGCAAGGCGGACGAAUAAGGAGGACGAGGAUCUGAGACGGGCGCUGGAGGAGAGCAAGCGGAUGGCGGAGGAGCAGGCGAAGAAGAGCGCGGAGGACCGGGAUCUCGAGCGCGCGAUCAAACUGAGCGAGGAGGAGGAGGCGAAGCGGGCCAAGGCGCUGCAGGACGCCAACCAGGCUGCUUUGUUUGACGAUCAGAACCAAUUGAUCCCACCAACGACUACCAACCCCUUCCCCCUCGUCGACCCGAAUGCCCAGCAAUCGCAGUUCAUGACCGGUCUACAGCCUCAGUUCACGCAGCUGCAACCUCAGUUCACGUCGUUCAACCCAUGGCAACAGCAAGCACAGCAGGAGGCGAUGCAGGCAGAGUACAUGCGCCAACAGGCGGAGUGGAUGCGUCAACAGCAAGAGGCCGCACAGUUGCAGGCUCAGCAGGAGGAGUGGAUGCGUCAGCAGCAAUUGUUGCAGAUGCAGCAGCAGCAACAACAGCAACUCCAGGCGCAGCAAACGUCGAUGCUCAUGGCUCAGCCUACAGGCUUUGGAUCCAACAACCCAUUCGCCCCGGCACAGCCCGCGCAGCCCCAGCCGUCCUUCCUCAACACCUCGCAAAUAUCGUCGCCAGGCCCUCAGGCCAAUACGCAAAGCCCCGUCUCUUUCAACCUGGGUGGUACGUACGAGGGCCGCCAAGGCGCCACGAGUGCACCGCCGGGGCCGUCCCAGUCCGCGCCGCCCUCAUCAUUCCAGCAGCAGUCGCCGCAGCGUAGCCAGACGCGCGCGGACCAGGAGCACGCGCAUCUGGCUGGCCUGUUUGCGAAUCGCACAGAUGAUGGGAUUGACACGUUCGGGAACACCGGAUUGCUUCGGUACGCCUUUUCUUGCAGGAUCGUUGCGCAGAAGACGGGUGCGACGAGUAAUAACCCUUUCGCGAUGCAGCAGCAACAGCAGCAGCAGCAGCAGAGUAAUGAGCAGCCGUUCUUCCAGAUCUAG
Molecule: messenger RNA, 1524 nt
Organism: Gloeophyllum trabeum ATCC 11539
Lineage: Eukaryota; Fungi; Basidiomycota; Agaricomycetes; Gloeophyllales; Gloeophyllaceae
Product: ENTH-domain-containing protein
Exons: 6
Coding region: 1-1524 (507 amino acids)
Biological process (GO): actin filament organization; endocytosis
Cellular component (GO): plasma membrane; endosome; clathrin vesicle coat
Molecular function (GO): clathrin binding; phospholipid binding
Source: RefSeq, a predicted model, not a curated record